Molecule: messenger RNA, 2096 nt
Organism: Dermochelys coriacea (leatherback sea turtle)
Lineage: Eukaryota; Metazoa; Chordata; Testudines; Dermochelyidae
Gene: MRPL18
Product: mitochondrial ribosomal protein L18
Exons: 4
Coding region: 261-818 (185 amino acids)
Biological process (GO): translation
Cellular component (GO): ribosome; mitochondrion
Molecular function (GO): 5S rRNA binding; structural constituent of ribosome
Source: RefSeq, a predicted model, not a curated record
AGCAGGGGGGUUAUUGCUUGCACAGCAAGGCGCCGGCCUCCUAAGCCUCAGACCGGCUGCGCGCGGGAGCAGCCUGCGUCUCGCCGGAACUGCCCGUCGCCUCUGUUGGCUCCGCCCCGCCGCGCGAGGGAGGCAGCCGUGGUGGCGGCCGGCCUGGGAGGGCGGAAGUUAGUUGGCUGCUUCCGGAGCAGCCGAGCCGGUCGGUUCCGCAAAGAUGGCGGGUCCUGGGCGGCCGUGAGCGCGGGGGACGUUUCAUCGCCAUGGCGCAGAGGACCCGGGGCCUGGUGCUGAGGGCCGCGGCCGGGAGACUCCAGGGAGCCGGAAAAGGGCUUCGUUUCAUAUCUGCUGUAGCCAGCUUCAGAACCACUGAGGGUGAAGUAGACACAAAGGAAAAUGAAGUUGUUGCCCCAGAUUUCACCAACCGAAAUCCUCGUAACUUGGAGCUGCUGGCACUAGCAAGAAAGGAACGGGGCUGGGAAACAACAUGGCCCAAGAGAGAGUAUUGGCAUAGACUACGGCUUGAGCGGACACAGCACUAUGUGGAGGCCUAUGUUGAGCAUUGCAGUGGGAAUGUCGUUGUGUCAGCCUCCACCCGUGAGUGGGCCAUAAAGAGACAUCUGUACAGUCCCAAGGGAGUGGCGGCAUGUGAAAAUAUUGGGCGUGUGGUGGCACAACGCUGUCUGGAAGCAGGAAUCAACUUUGUGACCUUUAAAGCUGUUAUCCCAUGGGAAUAUCGCUGUGACUCGAUCCAGCGAUUCCAAAAAGCUGUGACAGAUGGUGGUGUUGUCGUGGGUGAGCCUCGAAGAAUCUAUCAAUAAGAUGAAGACUGUGGGCGAAAUUUCUUAUAAUGGACUGUCAAACAACUGCUCUCAUACAGGAGUGGGCAAAGAAGCAAUUCAGGCCCAGAGCUGGGACAGUGUGGAGCAUAGCAACUUAUUUAGUUUAAUAAGUGUUGCUGAUUUUUUCUUUUUUUUUUUUUUUUUUUUUUACUUCAACUCUAACUUGUUCAAAGAUUUUAAGGCCAGAAAAAAAUCAUUAUGAUAACCUAAUCCGGCCACAAUUUCACCCAGUAACUACUCCUUCAAGCCCAUAUCUUGUGGUUGAGCUAGAUCAAGUCUAGAUUUGUAGACAUCCAGUCUUGAUGUAAACUUCCACUAAUGGAGAAUUUAUCACAUCCGUUGGUAUAUUUUUCAAUGGUUAAUUACAGUCACUUUGUUUAAAUAAAAUUAAAAAAAAAAAGUUGCACUUUAUUUCUAAUCUGAAGUUAUAUAAUUUCCAGCUAUUGGAUGCCUUUAAUCUAGCUGACAUAGACCACUACUAUUUGGAAUCUUCUCUCCAUGCAGGUACCUAUAAGAACUGACUUGACAUAUAGGCAAAAUAUAUUGCACUUCCCCAAACCAGUCUUGUAGCCCUUUCUAAUCCUUUCCAAUUCAACAUGCUUUUUGAUUUGUGGACACUAGAAGUAGAAAACAUGUAAUGAAUUCCCCAGUGCUAUAUACAAAAGUAAUACCAUUUCCCUAUUUUAUAGUACCUUGCUUAUGCAUCCAAGAAUCACAUUAGUCCUGUUAGCCACAGCAUCUCCCUGGGAGCUCAUGUUCACUUGGUUAUCUAUCAUGAUCCCUGAAUCUUUUCUUGAGUCACUGGAUUACAGUCCACCAUGCUGCAGGUACGACCUGCAUUUUUCUUUUUCCUAGAUAUGACCUUGCAUUUGGCUUCAUUAAAACACAUGUUCAAAUGAGCCCAGUUUACCAAGUGACCCAAGUUGCUCGUGUAACUGACCAUUUACUACUUGAUGCAAAAAACAGGUGAGCUGCAAACUUUAGCAGCACUAAUUUUAUAUUUUUCACAUCAUUAAUAGAUAAUAGAAUAAUACUGGCCCAAGAAAAGGUCCUGGUCAGAUGCCACUACAAUGUAGCCCCCUUUGGGUGAUCGUUUCUCACCUUUAGAAAUUUAUCAAGGGCCAGUUUUAAAAUCCAUGGAGUACUGACUUUUUAAAAUUGUUCACUACUAAAUUAAACCCCUUACAGAAAUGGAAAUACAGCAGUUGCCUUUAAAAAACAAACUUGGAAGCAUUCAUAGUAUAUGGUGACCUAUGC